ACGCUAAUAUCUUUAGUUCGAUAUUCAAUUAUGAAAAAUAUAGUAGUCAGUCUUUUGUUGGUAAUUUGCCUAGUGGGAAAACACCAGAUCAACGCUAAAAGUGUGCUGAAUAGUACCUUGGGCAACGAAAUUGGUAAGGAUUCCUCCACUUUGGGUGAUCAAUUGGGACAAGAGAUCAUUCAAUUUGGCCAAGCAGGCGCCCAAAGCAUCUUAAAUUAUGGAUCAGCAGCGGAAAAUGCCUCAUCAGGUUGGCAACUUGGAAUGGAUGGCAAUAUUCUUGGUCACGAAUUGGGAGAAGAGGGCACUUUACUAGGACAAGAGGCUUCCAACAGUGCCAUUAACUUUGGACACCUACUCGCCCAGGAAGCGGCAGCUAAUGAAGAACGUCAAUCUGCCAGCCAAAAAACUAAGAAAUCUGUUUCCAAGAGGGAAAUCGUAAGUGGCUCUGAAAAUCCUGCGGUUACCUGUGCUUGCACCUGCUAUAAUGAUGGAUCUAUUGACAAAGCCGCAGAAAAGGUAGCAGAAUCUGCCGGAAACGCAGCACAUGAUGUGGCCGGCGCUGCUGGAAGUGUGGCCUCGAGUGUGGCUGUUGCCGCUGGAAAUGUUGCUCACGAUGCUGCCGGUGCGGCCUCGAGUGUCGCUGGAAGUGCAGCGAAUGCUGCUGGAAGUGCUGCAAGUGCAGCGGGAAGCGUAGCUGGAAGUGCAGUAAGUGCCGCUGGGACUGUUGCUCACGAUGCUGCCAGUGCGGCCUCGAGUGUCGCAAAUGCUGCUGGAAAUGUGGCUGGAAGUGCAGCAAAAGCCGCUGGAAAUGUGGCUGGAAGUGCAGCAAAUGCCGUUGGAAAUGUUGCUGGAGAUGUUGCAAAUGCAGCUGGAAACGUUGCCGGUGAUGUUGCAAAUGCAGCUGGAAAUGUUGCUGGAAGCGCAGCAAAUGCCGCUGGAAAUGUUGCCGGAGACGCAGCAAAUGCAGCUGGAAACGUUGCGGGAGAUGUUGCAAAUGCAGCUGGAAAUAUUGCACAUGAUGCCGGAAAUGUAGCUGGAGACGUUGCAAGUGCAGCAGGAAAUGUUGCCGGUGAUGUUGCAAACGCUGCUGGAAAUGUUGCUGGAGAUGUUGCAAAUGCUGCUGGAAAUAUUUUCCACUCCAUAUUUUAGAGUACUCCUGUAUAUUUUUACUCAUUUAGGCCAAUAAAUGAACGAGCAAU
Messenger RNA from Drosophila suzukii, 1199 nucleotides. NCBI's taxonomy places the organism in Eukaryota, Metazoa, Arthropoda, Insecta, Diptera, Drosophilidae. The record is from RefSeq and is a predicted model, not a curated record.